CCGAUGGCGUCUCCUCCCGCGCGCUCGUCCUCGUGCUCUGAAAACCCUAAUCGUGAUCUCCUCAAUGAGAUUCAAAGCCAUGAGAUCGUCAUUAGCGAGCUCAAACGGCCUUGCACCACUCCGAGCAUUAUGGCUAGCAAGAGGCUUCAAAAUGAGCUUGAUUACUUGCAGAGAGAUCCUCCAACAUUUUGCAAUGCAAGACCUGUAGGAGAAAACUUGUUCCGUUGGCAAGGGACAUUCAUGGGCCCUGAAGAUAGCCCAUAUGCUGGAGGCGUAUUCCCUGUUGAUAUUCACUUUCCUCCAGACUAUCCUUUCAAGCCUCCUAAAGUCAAGUUCCUAACCAAGGUUUACCAUCCAAACAUCAACAUGCAUGGUAGCUGUUAGAUGUGUGUAUGUAUAUCAGAUGUAUGUAUGUAUAUAUAUACAUGUGUA
This is a messenger RNA of Dioscorea cayenensis subsp. rotundata (Guinea yam), 432 nucleotides long. Its product is annotated as ubiquitin-conjugating enzyme E2 5A-like. The record is from RefSeq and is a predicted model, not a curated record. The transcript has 4 exons. Bases 4 to 384 code for a protein of 126 amino acids. NCBI's taxonomy places the organism in Eukaryota, Viridiplantae, Streptophyta, Magnoliopsida, Dioscoreales, Dioscoreaceae.